UGUGUCCAUGCCUGUGCGCCCUGCGGGGGGAAUGUGCAGCCUCCAUCCGUCCGCCAGAAGCCCCCACGCUGCUCCUGCGGUCCUCCGUGUGGCCCUGUGACUUCACAGGGGUGUGGAGGUGCUGACAACCUGAACGUGGAGGGUGGGACGGUUGCCUUUACAGCUCAGGUUUAAACCAUGGCCAAUGAACCGGUCAUCCUUAAUGUGUAUGAUAUGUACUGGAUAAACGAAUACACUUCCAAUCUGGGCAUUGGAGUCUUCCACUCAGGCAUUGAGAUUUACGGCAGAGAAUUUGCAUACGGGGGACAUCCUUAUCCUUUCAGUGGCAUCUUUGAAAUAAACCCUGGAAAUGCUGCUGAGCUGGGAGAGACGUUCAAGUUCAAGGAAGCCAUUGUUUUGGGCACCACAGACUUUACAGAGGAGGACAUAGAUAAAAUCAUGGAGGAGCUUGGAAAAGAAUUUAAAGGCAAUGCCUAUCACCUAAUGCACAAAAACUGCAACCACUUCUCCUCCUCACUGUCUGAGUUGCUGUGUGGACGGGAAAUCCCUCGCUGGGUUAACAGACUGGCGUACUUCAGCUCCUGCAUUCCCUUCCUGCAGAGCUGCCUGCCUAAGGAGUGGUUAACGCCGGCCGCCCUGCAGAGCCACAUCAGCCUAGGCCUCCACAAAGAAGAGCAGAACGAAUCCAGCGAUGAGGACCCUUCGUCCCCGUCCGGCGCCGCCGCCACGGGCUCCUCCCACAGCUGUCGCCACACGAGGGUGUGAACUGCACCCCGCGAACUCUGACCUCUGGGCCUUCUGCCAUUGCUGCUUGUGGCUGAAGUGGCGUCAGUAGGCUUGAACAACCACCUGACCUCAUACUGUUCGUCCUCUGAGUAAAGAGGCAGGAAAUAGAGUGCUGCUGCCAGAGACUUCCGACCUCCAGUGGCUCUGUCGGUCCCUCCUUCAGGUGACGGGAUGACAAACUCUGAUCCGAGCACUGAAGCAUGUCUCUGACUCGACAACAAACCACCUGCAGAUCAGAAGUUUGUUUAUUAUUAGUCUUUUCCAUGAACUUUGAAACCUUUGUCAGCCUUGUUCCCUGCCCUGCCUUCAGAGCUGCUUUUGUAGAGUAGAUAGACACCUGAGACUACUGAUAGUGAAAAUACCAGGAAGAUGCUAAUCUGCUCAGUUUUAACAAGUUCUCGUUCAAUAACCUCUAUGUGGCCUUCAGUUGAUAUUGUUGACUCUGCUUUCUCUUUGUGGAUUUCAGUGAUUUCCUUUGGCCAUUUUAGAGGGUUAUUUCAGGGGGUUAUAGAGGAUUUGAUUGCUCCUCGUGCUCAGAGUUGGACGAUACAAAUGUUGCAUGUUGAGAGAACCUGACAAAACUUAACCAAGGCGCCACAUACAGUACGUAUCAUAUAAAAAAACUGUUUCCUCUCCCUUUUCUUUUGUACAAGAAUUCUAAAAACUGGCCGUUCCCUGCCAGUAUAUCCCAGAUGUACACAAUCGAGGGCAAAUACUGUUCAGUUAAAACAACCCAGCAGUGCAGUCACUAUCUGUGAACACCUCAGAGACACAUAAAGUCUAGCUGCUACAUUCACACUGACUUUUGACCCAGUACAAGUUUUGUCUACUCUUUUAUAUCCAAAUGAUCUUUAUAUUACAGCCAUGGGAUAACUUCUAAGAUAAUGGGAGUAUAUAUUUACACCCAGUUGUUAAUCUUGGGUGGUACUAGUCUAUAGGUUAUAAUCUUUUUCAACAUUAAACCAGUAAUGAUGCGCUGCCAUUAGAAAGAAAAGUAGAAAUACAUGUUCCCUCUUAAAUUACAAUUACGCCAUUUAUGUUUGGUUUAUUUCAUGGAUCUGUAGCAUGUUUACAGAUUGAGAACAAACAAAGCUGAGGUUUUUGUUUGCAUUUUGAAGGGAAAAUAUGAUGUCAUUUACAGUCAUUGUGAAUUUAGCAUGACCACAAGUAAAUAACUCCAUCAAAAUUUAUUUUGCUGAUCAGUGGUGGUGGUGAUAUCAUAAUGAUGAUGUCAACAGACCGAGGCUCCGUGUUGUUUUCAUUUUAAUUCAUGUUGCUUGCUUUUUUCGAUGCAAAAACUCAGUAAACCUGGCCAUAUGUAAUUUCAACCUCUUCCCUUAUCCCUCCUGCUGUGUUCUGUUCAUGGACAGCUACCCUUUCUCAGGAAGGAACGUGUAGUAGUGACAGUCAUCUCAUUCCCACUGAACACCUUGAUAAAUGCAGUUAAAAGUGCAAAUUUCUAAUUUUUCUUCUUCAUGUUCUUAAAUAAGCUGUUUCCUUAUUUAUUUUUGAUGUCGUCUUACAUUUCACCAAGUGUAUUGUGUUCAGAUUUUGGUAUAUUUUCAGUUGACAGGGACUGUAAAUUGAUCAGUAUUACAUGCUCAAAGUCUUUGGAACUUUCUACAGAGCAGACAAGUAUGUUUUUCUAUUGUACUGUGUCAACCUUAACCUCGUAUUUCCUUUUCCCAACCCAAGACAGUUCCAAGAAUGAUGAUUAUAGUACUAGAAUAAAGAGAAGGAACAAAGAAA
Messenger RNA from Sphaeramia orbicularis (orbiculate cardinalfish), 2535 nucleotides. Its product is annotated as deubiquitinase DESI2. The record is from RefSeq and is a predicted model, not a curated record. Lineage: Eukaryota; Metazoa; Chordata; Actinopteri; Kurtiformes; Apogonidae. The transcript has 6 exons. The coding region runs from base 178 to 765 and encodes 195 amino acids. Gene Ontology annotation, biological process: protein deubiquitination. Gene Ontology annotation, molecular function: deubiquitinase activity.